AGGCGCGAGGAAGUUCCGAGAAGACGCAUGCGCGCUCUGACUUCUGGCUCUUCAGAAUGGGUUCCCCGUUUCCUUUUCUGUUGCCGCUGUGGCUCCUGUCCAGCCCCAGGCUUCAUUUAGGACAUGCCCAGGAUCCUGCCAUGGUGCACCUGCCAGGUGGUCGAUUUUUGAUGGGGACAGAUGCUCCAGAUGGCAGAGAUGGUGAAGGGCCUGCCCGGGAAGUAACAGUAAAACCCUUUGCCAUCGACGUAUUUCCAGUCACCAAUAAAGACUUCAGGGAGUUUGUCAGGAAGAGAAAGUACCAGACUGAAGCCGAGGCAUUCGGGUGGAGCUUCGUCUUUGAGGAUUUUGUCUCUCCUGACCUCAGAAAGCAAGCCAGUCAGAUGCCGGCUGUUCUCUGGUGGCUACCAGUGCAAAAGGCAUUUUGGAGGCAGCCCGCAGGUCCCGGCUCCGGCAUCCGAGAGAAACUGGAGUUUCCGGUGGUACACGUGAGUUGGAACGACGCUGGUGUUUACUGCGCAUGGCGGGGGAAACGCUUGCCCACAGAGGAGGAGUGGGAGUUUGCAGCCCGAGGAGGCUUGAAGGGUCAGGUUUAUCCAUGGGGGAACCGGUUCCAGCCAAACCGCACCAACUUGUGGCAGGGAAAGUUCCCCAAGGGUGACAGAGCUGAAGAUGGUUUCCAUGGACUGUCACCAGUGAACGCUUUCCCCCCACAGAACAACUACGGACUGUAUGACCUCAUGGGCAAUGUGUGGGAAUGGACAGCGUCCACAUACCAAGCUUCUGGCCAGGACAUGCGUGUCCUGCGGGGGGCAUCGUGGAUCGACACCGCCGAUGGCUCUGCCAAUCACCGGGCUCGGGUCACCACCAGGAUGGGCAACACUCCGGAUUCAGCCUCAGACAACCUGGGCUUCCGCUGCGCUUCCAAUGCAGGCAGACUGAAGGAAGAUCUGUGAGCAGCCAGACAGAGAUGGAGAAAGCACCCCCUCAGGACUGUUUCUCCCUGACCGUAUUCCAGAGGCAGCUGGAUACCAAGCUCAGGGCCUUUUGAGCCCCUCCCCUCUGACAGACACCUAAGGGCAGAAGAACACUCAAACCCCAAGAAGGGACUGCUGUAGCCUGGGAGAUGAGGGCCUGGCUGUCUCUUAAGUACAGUAUUAAGGACAAAGGAACCAAAUGCUUCGAUACCUGGAGCAGUUCUCCAAAAGACAGCAUUUUAAAAUCUCUCCCUUUUUGCUUUCUCCCUGUCUGAUCCAGCUUUCACUUUUCCUGGGAAAUUCUGUAGAAGGGAGAUGCUUCCUUUGUGAGGUGGCACCAAAGCCUUAACCGCCGGAACCUAGCCUCGCUGUCCUCUGAAACGGGACACUCGGUGUGUGGCUCUCGAACUCUCAGUCCUCCUACCUCGGCUUCCUGAGUGCUGCUGGCAUCACACACAGGGCCCACUAGUAAAAUGCUCAGGCAGAGCAAAUGAUUUACGAGGCGAAGCUGUGCAAUGUGGGAGAACCAGUGUCCGUGCUCCUCUAGGAAGACAAAUGCCAGAAACUUCUCUGAGAGUUAAUCUGGGUACCCUGCAAACAUGUCCCUGAAGAACAGGAUCUUGUGAGGUCAAUAAAUUCUUAUGUAUAUCAGGAA
Messenger RNA from Arvicanthis niloticus (Nile rat), 1632 nucleotides. Lineage: Eukaryota; Metazoa; Chordata; Mammalia; Rodentia; Muridae. The record is from RefSeq and is a predicted model, not a curated record.